Molecule: messenger RNA, 1467 nt
Organism: Paramecium tetraurelia
Lineage: Eukaryota; Ciliophora; Oligohymenophorea; Peniculida; Parameciidae
Exons: 7
Source: RefSeq, a predicted model, not a curated record
AUGAUUUAUCCAAAAAAUAAACUAUAAUCAGCAGGGCAAGCGACAUUGUCUCGUAAAAACUACACUUCGGAAUAAAGGGAAGAAAUUAAAAGAUAAAUAGCUGAUAGAUUAUCUAAGAAGUAUGGUUUGGAUUUGACAGAAUAAAUACAUGCAAAAGUGAAUAGCUAUCUUAAUCAAAAUUAAACUAUAACUGCCGAAGGGAUCUAAAAUUUAGAAUAAGAAAUAAGUCGCUAAAAGGCAUUGCCACAAUUACAAUAGUAGUAAUCUUCAAAUCAAGUUAAGUAAAAAGAUGAAGAUGAUUAAAAAUCAGUUGUUUCAAAAAUGUCAGGAGCUUCCAAUUUUGAUAUGGUUGAUUAAUACACACAUAAAACUGAAAAAAACACAGAGGAAAAGAAGAGCUAGAAAAUGACUGGCUUGCAUACCAAGAAAAUUGAGAAUGACUUGGCAUUUCUUAAUGAAGAAAAUUAAUGGGGUGCAAUAUACAAAUACAAUAAAUAUCUCUAUGAUAAGGAAACUGAUAUUAAAAAACAAAGAGAAGUAGAAAGAAAGAAAAAGAUUAAAGAAGAAUUGGAUAAAUAAGUUGUUGAAAAAUAGUCUAAAAAAAGCAAAAUGCAUUCUAUGAAAAUUAGUUAAUAAGAAAAAAUUGAUAGAGCUAAACAAAUUAAAAUGAUUGAGAAAUAAGCCAGAGAUUAGCAAGUCAAGGAAAUUAAGAAGAAUAGAAGAAAUGAAGAGAAAUAAGAAAAGGCUUUAGAUAGCUAUAUGAUAUAAAAAGUAAGGGAAGAAUUAGAUGACGAAUAAAAAUUCCUAUAAUUCAAAAAAGAACAUCAAUAUUAGGUUAUGUAAAAGUUGAUGGCUGAAAAUGAAGAAAAGAAAAAACUGUAAGAGAAGGAAAAGGAAGAUGAAAGACAAGAGAAUAUCAGAUUAAUGGAUGCAUAUUGCAAAUUACUAGAUAAAUAAGAAGAAGAAAGGUAGAAAGCUAUGAAGGAAAGAGAUGAAAAAAUUAAACAAUAUUAAGAGAAGGCUAUGGAAAUGUAAGAAAAAGAACUGGAAAAAAAAAUUGGAUAAUUAGAAAAAAGAGCAGAUAAAUAUGAACAAAGAAAGGAGAGAAGACUAUAAGAAUUAGAAAAGGAAGCCGAAAGAAAGAAGUGGGAAACCAAAUUAAAAACAAGAGAGUACUUGAAUAAAUAAAUGGAAGAAAAAGAAGUAUAAAAACAAAGAGAAAAAUUGAAGGAUCAAGAAUAAGCUACCUUGUGGAAGGAAGAUACUACUAAUUAUUUUUAAUUUGAAAAAGAUAGAGAUAUUGAAAAAAAGAAAAUCUAUAAGGAAUAUUAGGAUACAUUACUUGACCAAAUGAAAGAAAAAUCUUAAGCCAAAAAAGGAAUAAUUGACGAAAUGCUUAAACAUGAAUAAAUGUUAAGUAAGAACACGUUGUCAGAAUUAGAUCAAAUGAGACAAACAGUUCAAUGA